CGGUUACGGGUCAGCACCAAACAGCAGGGAUCCAGAAAUAUCAGAUCCUUUGAAGUCAAGGAAAACAUUUAUGUUCUCUUCAAUCCCUGGAAUAAAGACGACGGCGUGUUUCUGCCGGAUGACGCCAAACGACGGGAGUAUGUGCUCAAUGAUAUCGGAAAAAUAUAUAUCGGAUCCCAUUCUAAGCCUAAGGGUAGACAAUGGGUUUAUGGACAGUUCGCAGAUUCAGUACUUCCGGCCGUAAUGUUUAUGAUGGAUAAGACACGACUGGACUACACGGCUCGGGCCAAUCCGGUCAAAGUGGUCCGAUCUGUGGCCGCGAUGGUCAACAGUCACGACGACAACGGCCUACUGGUAGGCAACUGGUCGGGCAAUUACAACGAUGGCAACGCUCCCUGGCAGUGGACGGGCAGUGCGCCCAUCUUCGAGCAGUACUUGCGCACCAACGGCGAGCCCAUUAAGUUUGGUCAGUGUUGGGUGUUUGCCGGCUCGACCACCACCAUGAGCCGGGCACUGGGUAUACCGGCCCGCACUAUCACCAACUUUGUGUCGGCCCACGACACCGACGACAGUCUCACUGUCGACAAGUUUUUCACUCGUGAAGGCGAACCCAUAUCUGAUGUGAACUCCGACUCGAUUUGGAAUUUUCACGUUUGGACUGAUGUUUGGAUGUCGAGGUAUGAGUGCUUUGCCACC
Messenger RNA from Oppiella nova, 696 nucleotides. The record is from the annotation of a GenBank genome assembly. Lineage: Eukaryota; Metazoa; Arthropoda; Arachnida; Sarcoptiformes; Oppiidae.